Messenger RNA from Cydia amplana, 2615 nucleotides. RefSeq names its product ABC transporter F family member 4-like. The transcript has 12 exons. Gene Ontology annotation, molecular function: actin binding. The record is from RefSeq and is a predicted model, not a curated record. NCBI's taxonomy places the organism in Eukaryota, Metazoa, Arthropoda, Insecta, Lepidoptera, Tortricidae. The coding region runs from base 174 to 2600 and encodes 808 amino acids.
GCUAGUCGAGUGCGGAGCGCGCUCGUGGCCGCUUCCCAAACUGACGGUUCCUCCUGGUUCCUCUUCCGGGUUACCGAAAAUAUGAUCAGUUGAAUUGAGUGUCGUGUCACUUGUGUCUUCAAUAAGUGCGUAAUUAACUCAUCAACACUCUACACAUCCAGAACUAAUACACAAUGCCGAUAGGCAGCGUCAAUAAGGAACCGGCAGUCAAGCGGGAGACCUUCAGACCACCAUGGGUGAAGGAUAAGGACGCAACAGCUCCGCCACCAUGGACUCAGAGGAAAUUGAAACCAGUGGAGACUGCAAAGACAGCAAAGGCUGACGGUGAGGCGCAACCAACUCCGGCCCCAGCAGCAAAAGCACUGAAGCCCGUUUUAAAAAAACAGUCGACAGUAAAAUCUGAAAAACCAGAAAAUGGCGUAUCUGAGACAGUCGAAGAAAAGCUUGUAAAACCGUCAGCAGCGAAAUCCGCUGACAAGGCGUCAAGACCAGCAGAUGAAAAACCUAGAUUUACAAAAUCUUCAUUAAGAUCAGUCGAUAAGUCACCUAAAACUGAAGAUAAAAACUCAAAUGAGAAGGCUCCAGAGAAACCUGCACUUAGGAGUGUGAGAACAAUUGAUGGUGAUAAAACGAAAGAUAAGUCAGUAACAAUCGUAGAUAAGAAACCUUUUGAGAAAAAUGGUACAUCAAAAACAAAUAAUACUGUAGGAAAUGUUAAAAGUCCAAAUGACAAAAGUGUUACAAACUCAACAAGCAAAACUUCAGAGACAAAGCCACUUCUUAAGAAAACUGAUACAACCAAAGUAGAAGAGAAGGACGACUCAAAAAUGGCGACGAAGCCACCAAUCGAAAAACCUACUACAAAGUUGCCUCCGCGCAAGCCAUCCCUUGUAAAGCAAGCAUCAAAGGAUGAACCAGUCAAGAAAUGGAGGGAUCCUCUACACGAACGGGUCAAGGAAAACAUUGAUAAGACACUUAAUGAAGUUCCUAAAGGACAUACGCUGACAAAGAAUGAAAGUUUAAGAAGCUUGUUGAAACCAACGCCACCACCAAUGCCGCCACCACUGCCACCGAAAAUGCCUCCUCCACCCGAGUUCAAAAAAGGUCCAUUAGAUCCAGAAAAGUUGAAAAAGUUGGAAAGCCUGCGAAGCAGACCUAGAAAGCGGCCUGACUGGAGUGACAUGAUGAAAGAAGUAGAAGAUGGCAAAAAAUUGAAACACGUCGUUUGCAAUGACAGAUCAAGCCCAAUUAUUACAAAAACAUCAGUAGUAAAAAAUAAAGACCAAUUUAUAUUUGAAUCGGAGAAACCAAACUCACACAACGCUCUAUUAAAACAAAUCAAUCAGGGCAUUAAGCUAAAGAAAACUAAAACAAAUGACAGGAGCAAACCUAAUUUGGAAGGUUUAAGGAAGUUUAGAAGGCAAAUGACUAUUGAAGAACAGGUUCAAAAGUCCAUGUCUCAAGCUAAUCUAUUAGCUUCGUCUCCUUCGGGAGUCUCAAUAGCAGGAGGAGUAGCAGAGGUCCCUGGUGCAGAAGAAGAAGAUAUCGAUGAGAUGGAUGAUAUUGAUAAAGUCAGAGACGACCUUCAAUCAACAAAACAAUUGCUGGCAAUUGAACUUAGGAAUAAAGAAGCUCAAGAAAGGGAAAAUAAACGACUGCUGACGAAGAUACAAAAUCUCGAAGCUGAAUUGGCAAGAGAACGUGCAAUUAUAAAACAGGAACAACAUAAGACGGUUAUAUCAGUAACAGAUGCUUACGAUGAGAGACUGGUGAACAGCCUUAAAAUGGAAGUAGAUAGGGCUAAAGACACAGCAGAUAACUUGGAAAAGCAAUACCUGCAAGCCGCAGAAGACAGGGACACGGCACUAACAGAACUGGAGGAAUUAAAACGAAAGAAUUCAGAAUUAGAAAAGAAAUUAGAACAAGCACUACAGGGUAUAAUGCCUACAAGCAUGGGUUCAAGGAGAUCAAGUCACGCAAUCAAACAGCUUUCGGUUACCAGAGACGACAGUUUCGAGGAGGAAGAGGAAUCAGAGCCAGAAGAGGAGGAGAGCGAAGAAAAGAAACAAAAGCGAAUGGAAAAAGAAGUACGCAAUAUGAAAAACAAAAUCCAACACCUAAAAGAAAAACAGGACCUUAUGAAACGCGAAAGAAUGGCUUUCAAAAUGUCCCUGAAAAACCAACAACUGGCGUUGAAAGACGAGAAGAAGAAAUACAAAGAAUUAAAGCGCGAAGUAGACAAAAUGGCAGCCAUGAUGAAAGAAGUGGGCUCAGACGAGGAGGAGGAGGAAGAGGAAUCAGAGGAAGAGGAGGAGGAGGAGAAGAGUGAAACCGAAGAGGAGACUGAAACUGAGACCGAGCAGGACACAGAGAGCGAAACGGAGAGUGAGAGUGAACCUGAGGACGCUCCAUUGCCGAAAAAGAAGGACAACCUCUCGACAAGGCUGAAGCGACACGAGAGCAGAGUGACCGCUCUAAAGAAAGGCAACGCUCUCCUGAUGGCUAAUGUGGACAGACUGAAGGAUGACGUACUGAAGCAGAGAGAAGAAUCCAUGACACUCAAGAAUGAACUCGACUCUCUUAUUAGCGAACUUGGCUAAUGGGGAAGGGUCUGC